This is a messenger RNA of Mesorhabditis spiculigera, 1089 nucleotides long. NCBI's taxonomy places the organism in Eukaryota, Metazoa, Nematoda, Chromadorea, Rhabditida, Rhabditidae. The record is from the annotation of a GenBank genome assembly.
AUGGACUGCUCGCUGACGUCGUGUACCCAUCCGGAUCAUUCUCUCGUUGACGCGAAUGAGGGGAAUAAGGAACAGAAGCAAGAGCAGCAACGGGCCCCGGCUGUUGCUCACAGCGUCGACAGUCUGCCACCCGUUCGUCUCCUCGGCGUUCGUAUGAUGGAUUCGUUGGAAUCGGCUCGUCGUGCCCGUUCUCUGGAUGGGCUGCCCGCCCAGAAGAUGACCACCCCCGUCGGCACGUCCAAUGGCCGCCGCGUGACGACGACCUCGUCGGCGAAGACGCUGCGCGUGGCGAGCAUGGAGAAUCAUUGGGCGGAUGAGGAUGGGACCCCCAUGGCGAAGCGUCCCCGCCUCGCUUCUUCUCUGUUCCGUGAUUCUCCUGUUGAUGAUGAUCAAUCGAUGGCUUCAUCAACUGGCCGUGGUGGUGGCAGUCGUCGCAAUGGAGGAUUCCGAAUUCUUCGCCAAGCAUCGUCCAUCCUUCAACAGCACAGGGGAAGCAACAGUGCUCUCAGCGCGGCUACCAACUCGACGUGGUGGUCGAAAGAAGCCACCGGUGAGGCGUCAACGACGGCCGACUUGUCGAGCCCGGUCUCAUCUCCUUGGGGCGUCUCCCCGAACGUGUUCCAGUUGAUGACUGCCGGCCCAUCGGCUUCUCUCUCCGUUGCCAACGAUUUCCUCAUCGACUCGCCGUUGAGCAACGCCAAGCCGCCCGCCGUCCCCAUCGACAUCAACGAGUGCAAGUGUCCGGGUUGUGUUCAGGCCAGGCUGAUGCUGGCUGCGUGCGCUUCGCGUCGCUUGGUGGCGGCCGCCCUGAACGAGGGCAAGAAGGAUGAGAAGGAGGACGAGGACGGCGUGGAGGAGAAUGAAGAGGAUGAGGAGGGCGAAACCGACGAGGGCGAGGAGGAGGAGCAGCACGAGGAGGAUGACGACGACGGCGAGGAGCCCAAGCUCGCCCCGCCGAUCCCGUUGGCCCCGACGACGUCGUUGGAGAGCAACGGCGACGAGGACAAGAAAGACGACGACGAGGACGAGGAGGAGGAGGGCGAGCAGCCGGGCCCGUGCAUCUGCUGCCCCACCCGUGAUACCUUGUGU